Molecule: messenger RNA, 1803 nt
Organism: Yarrowia lipolytica CLIB122
Lineage: Eukaryota; Fungi; Ascomycota; Dipodascomycetes; Dipodascales
Biological process (GO): double-strand break repair; protein poly-ADP-ribosylation
Cellular component (GO): nucleolus
Molecular function (GO): NAD+-protein mono-ADP-ribosyltransferase activity; NAD+ poly-ADP-ribosyltransferase activity
Source: RefSeq, a predicted model, not a curated record
AUGCUGAUCAUGUUUGACACCAAGGCUAACUGCAACAAGUUCUACCAUGCCAAACUUCUGGACGAUCUGGACACGGUGGAGGUUCGGUAUGGGCGAGUUGGCAACGAAGGAGUCAAGCACACGUAUGUUGGUGGGCAGCGCAAAUACGACCAGAUGCUACGGCAGAAGCGCAACAAGGGCUACAAGGACGCGUUGAUUGCCGCGGAUGUGGAGGAUGAUGGUGGGGUGACGGUGCGCAGUAAUGUGAUUGACACUGCUCUGGAGGAGAUCAAGUAUCUCGACGACAUGAGUCGGGUUCUGGUGACGACGAUUUCGCAGCAAAACAUCCAUCGUAUCACCGCUUCGACUUCGAUCAAGUUUGACUCGGACGACGGUCUGUUCAAGACUCCUCUGGGGGUCAUUCAGCAGCAUGGAGUCGAGGAAGCUAUCCGGCUGCUGGGCGAGAUUGAGACCCAUGUUGUCAAUUUCGAGGCCCUGGUGGCCAAGGAGGGCGUCUCUUUUGACACUCCGGUUGCCAAGAAGGGUCCUAAGAAGCGCAAGAGGGCUGAUGAGGAGGUGCAACAAGGACCGAUUGGUACCCCUGAGGAUGGAGUCAAGCCCGAAGGUGAAGGUGAAGGUGAAGGUGAAGGUGAAGUAGUAGCUGAAACCAAGACUGAACCUGAACCCGAACCCGAACCUGAACCUGAACCUGCUGAACCCUCAUCUCCCCCCUCCAAACGACGCCGAACAAGAGCCCGUGCUACCAAGACCAAGGCCCAGAGAGACGCCGAGGAAGCCGCCCAGAGAGAGGCGGAGGAGCAAGCUGAAAAGGCAGAAAGAGCCCGGAAGGCGGCCGAACGAAAAGCCAAGGCAGCUGAGAAGAAGGCAGCCGAGAAGGCAACCAAAGAAGCCAUCGAAAAGGCAGCAGCCGAAAAUGAACCCGCCGAAGAAGAACCAAACGCCGCCGUGAAACCCUCUGCCGAGCUGGAAGUCAUCAUGUCCACUUUGUACACCCUCAACGAGCAGUACUUUGUCAUCAUCCCCAACAAGGUGAAAAACGCCCGCGAAAUCAGACACCUGCUGUUCAACCAGACCGCCAUUGACGAGCAAAAGGCCACCUGUGACGCUCUGCUGGAAACCCUUAAACUGAUUGAAGACCUCAAAAAGAAGGCAGCCGAGGAAUCGGAAAAGAAACCCACCAAGAAGAAGACGGACGCCGAAAAGACCUUCAACGUCGAGGUCAAGCACGUGACCGACAAACGCAGCUUCAACAGAAUCAACACCAUGUUUGAAUCGUCGAAAAACCAGAUCCACGGCUACACUGCCAAAUGUGCAAAGGUAAAGAACAUCUACAAGAUCAAGUUGGGUUCCCAACAGGCCCCUUUUGCCGCCACCUCCAAGAAAAUCAAGUGCGUGCAGGAACUGUGGCACGGAACCCGUCUCCAGAACAUUCUGUCUAUUCUGGGAAAGGGCCUGCUUCUUCCUAAACUGUCUCCGGGUCAAAAGGUGGGUGCCAUGUUUGGGGACGGUCUGUAUUUCGCCAACCAGUCGUCCAAAUCGCUCAAUUACUGCGACGGCAUGCUCUGGACCUCAGAUGGAAGCGGAAAACCAGAGACCAUCUACAUGUUUCUGGCGUCGGUGGCUCUGGGAAACUACUUUACACCCGAGGGGCCUGUCAGUACCAACCCCCCCGAAGGUUACCACAGUUAUUGGGCCAAGGCUGGUCAAAGCGGAGUCAUGAACGACGAGAUUAUUGUGUUUGACGCGUCUCAAAUCCGACUCGAUUACUUGCUUGAGAUUGAAUUGAGAGCUAGCGACGAGUAA